AUGAACUUCGUGGCAGAACAGGAGAACUAUGCUACCUUUUCCUACCCACAGAAUGCGAAUCUUAUUCUUGGAAGCGACGCGUUCGGACUUGCCUAUCUAAGCAAACUGGAAGGCUCCAUCCAUCCAGCUAACAGUCUGCCCUCCAACUCCCCGCCUCCUCCCAAUGGACGUCUGAGUUUCGGAGCACUCUUGAUUGGCGAAAAUUCGGAGAUGCUGGUUGAAUCUGCCGGUCAGGGUGAUGUGAUUGGUUGCCACCUGGACCUUGACCGUUCGAUCGCCUACUGGACUCGCAACGGACGACCCCUGCGCUAUGGGGCUGUCAACACACAGGCAGCAUCGGCAGCAGCUCUCCUCUCCUUCGCUCAUCUGCCCCAGGGUUUCACUCUCUACCCCGCCUGUUCUAUCAGGGUAUGCUUAGUAGUUUUGCGCUUUUUGCAUAUUGUUAGAGGAAUGAGAAUUUAA
Molecule: messenger RNA, 462 nt
Organism: Dibothriocephalus latus
Lineage: Eukaryota; Metazoa; Platyhelminthes; Cestoda; Diphyllobothriidea; Diphyllobothriidae
Source: the annotation of a GenBank genome assembly